Molecule: messenger RNA, 230 nt
Organism: Didymodactylos carnosus
Lineage: Eukaryota; Metazoa; Rotifera; Eurotatoria; Philodinida; Philodinidae
Source: the annotation of a GenBank genome assembly
AUGAAACAGUAUAUACAACCUGGUGUUGAUAUACAUCUUAUUUUAACAUCGGCAAAAGAAAUCAAAUUGACACCUGUUCGAGAUGCAUUUAUCAAUGUUUUUGGUCGAGUAACUGUGCAAGGCAUUGGUGUUCAAUCUAAUGUUGCGCCUCAACCUGUUGGAUUUGAAGCGGGUUUUAAAGGAGCAGGACAAAGAAUUGAAACUCUUCGUCGACAAAACGUCGUUCGUCA